AUGGAUUUGGACCCGGACCCCGGCCUCCCGCCCAUCGAAAUAUCCAUGGAUCCCUCGCUGCCUGAUCUCGUCAAGAGUACUUCCAUCUGGAAGAAACGCUUUCAGAAAAAGCCCCUCUCCGACGACCCGGCCGUUGCGUCCCUCGACGUCGAAUACAAUGAACUGGCCCAGGCCUGGAAGAAGUUUCUGCAGGAUCUGCCGCCCGGCGACUCGCCGGAUUUCCAGGGACGUGCUCAGUCAACCGACGAUGUCGUCGCCGUCGUCCGUUCAGCCCGGGCCCAUUGGUCCUCCUCCUCCUCCUCCUCCUCCUUCGCCUGCUGCAUCCCUCUCGCGGAUCAAUUCCUCGUCUCCCUCAACGCCCACGUCGUGCUGCUGGCCGCUCUGUUGGACAGCGAUCUCUACAUCUCUCUUUUCUGCGGGGUGCUGCAGUCGCUGAUCAAAGCGUCAUCGAAUUAUCCCUCGCCCGCCCAGACGCUUCUCAAAGCCCUGGUCGACGUCAAUGAAGCCGUCUCCGUACUGGUAAGGGACUGCCCUGGCUUCUCUGGCGGCGAUUGCCUCCCGUCCGUUGCGAGCCUGUACGCCCUGAUCUUCUUCUUCUUAGAAGCAUGCAUCGAUUGGUAUAUCAAAAUGUCCGUCUGUCGCCUGCUCACGAGCCACAAUCAAGACCUGUACGACGACAACCACGCCUUGAUCGACAAUAUCCAGAACACCGCGCGCGAUAUCGCUCGCCAGUUCGCCGACGGAAUGGACCUCGACCGCCAGGCCGAUGAGGCCGAAUCCUGCAAGCAAACCGCCCUGUCUCACUUGAAGCAGGCCCAGUGGAGAGAAGUCGGCUCGCAGGGGCCGGAGCGUCGAGUCGCAGCGCAGCUCACCUGGCUACGGCAAUUCAUCUGGGACAUCCAGCGGGACGCUUCGCGGCGGUCACAGUUGGAACAGGCACGGGAGACGCUGCUUCCGGACUUGUUCGCUUCGGUAAGCCGGCAACUUCGCGCGGUUGGCGGGCAGAGUGGCGGGGUCGUAUGGUUGAAGGCCAAGCCGGCCGUGCCACCGCUGGAGGAGCUUGGACUGCUCAAGGACAGCCUCGAGAUGCGGCAGGGCACCAGACGUAAACUCACCAAAGUCAGCCUGCUGCUGGCUUCCAAGCAUUUCCAGAACUCGUACAGCAAUGAGGAUCAGAUCGCCCACACCGACCCCGGUUCCGUUAUCGCCCUUCCCGACAACAUCCUCCCAUCCUUUCAGGACUGGGCGACGACGGGAACGUCCCAGAUUCAUGUCGUCGGACAACGCCAGUCAUCGACUCCUACCGGCUCUGUUGCCAUCGUCUCGGCCACGUACGCGGGCUUCGCUCGACAGGCCGGCUUACCCGUCAUCUCCCACUUCUGCUCCCUUCCGAGUCAGUGCGGGGAAGGGAAGUCCCCAUUCGAGGCGGGUCUGAUCGCUCUGGCAUACAGCCUCCUUCGACAGUUGUUCGAGCACGUCCCGCCCUUGCUGGACUGCGAUGUGGAGAGUCAAAUCAAGGCUGACCGUCUGGACAUGCUCCGAGGCACGUUAGCUUCCUGGAAGGAGCUUCUCUCCGCGAUAGAUACGGUGUUGCAUUUCAUGCCACCGCUGCUGAUCUGCGUGAUCGACGGUCUGGACGUGCUUCAUGACCCGUCGUCGACCGACCAGCAUAUCCGGUCUCUGCUCCGGAUUCUCUUCCGACACGCGAGGUAUCCACCGGUCAUUCCGAUGUACGAUGGGACCCAAAAGAGCGUGCUAUUCAAGGGGUUGAUCACGGUCUCUGGUCAACCUGGCUGGUUGAUGGAAUCGCUGGCCGAGAACCAGGCGGUCCCGGACGACUUCAAAGCAGCCAACCAGCAGGUCAAGCUAGACCGGGUUAUGGCCUCGGAUACAUGGGCUGUCACGAUGAGUACAUGA
Monascus purpureus is the source of this 1917-nucleotide messenger RNA. NCBI's taxonomy places the organism in Eukaryota, Fungi, Ascomycota, Eurotiomycetes, Eurotiales, Aspergillaceae. The record is from the annotation of a GenBank genome assembly.